UUUUUAUUUACCAGGUUCAACGACCUACCAAUGGCAGAGCAAAGUAAAUUCGAAGUCACCACUCGCACGGUCAACUCUCUCCACACGCAAGCCAAACACUAUUUCGCCAAACAGAAAUUCAACAAAUCUAUAAAAAACUAUCAGCAAUCUAUGACAGUGCUUAAUAUGUCACUGCCAAAAGACAAGAACGAAGAGAACGAAAUUAAAAUGUUACGCAUCAAAACAUACGUCAAUCUAGCUGUGUGUUAUUAUAAAAUAAAUAAACCAAAGCAUGUUAUUAACAUGUGUGAGAAUCUCGAUUAUAUUACGGAUAUAAAUAAACACUGUAAGGCAUUGUUCUAUUAUGGUCGCGCGUACGAAAUGUUAGGUAAAACCGAGGACGCAAUUAAAUAUUACAAAAUGGCGAAACGUCUCGAGCCGAAGAAUUGCGAGAUUGGCAAGGCGCUCGCCGAUAUGGAUCGUUAUAUCAAAAAAUCCGCGGCAACCGAGAAAGACUUGUGGCAGAAGGCCUUCAAGUUGGAGCCGCAGACGAAAAUAAGCAACUAUAACGUUGACGCAGAGUUUCAGGUGGCAGCUCGUGAGAUGUGUCAAUAUUUUGCGGACAGCGAAGAGUAUAUGAAGCACAAUUUGCCGGAGAGCAUUUCGUCUGAUGGGGUUGGCUUUAUUCGGGAUUUGUGCGCUGAGUUCGAAGGUGUGGUACUCCAGGAGAAUGGUGAAGGUAAGAAGAAAACGUUUUCGAUUAUAAAACAGGGGCCUGUGGUUGAUUAGUUUUUAAUUUAGUAUUAACCAAGGCUUGGAAAGCGAAAAGUAGAAUAUUUUAACAGUUAACGUUCAAGUAUAUAGAAUCAUUUUUGAUUGGUGUAUUUUGUAUCGUGUACGACACCGAUUAAAAAAAUUUGGUUUAUUUUUUAAAAACUUUUAGCUGAUUUGAAUGUAUUUGUAUAAUAUUUCAAUUCGUUUUUGAUAAAAAUAUUUCAGGGAAAACGCUGGGAAAAGUUCUUUGUUACGUCAUUGCACAACAAAUCUGUCACAGUUACUGUCAGUUUUCUAAUAAGUCAUCUCUAAGGUAACUUAUUAUGUUUUAGUUUCACACAACGUUUGUUUUGCAAUAAAAUUUAAAUACCUCGCGCCCGCUCAUUGUAUGAAUUAUCAUUGACUGAAUCAUUUGCUAUGCGAAUAUAUAGGUAUUUCUAUGUCAAAAAAUAUAGUUUUCGGAUAAGUAAUGACUGGUCGUAUGGUAUAAGGUCCUUCAUAAUAUACAAAUUAUAAACGUUUUGAUGUGCAAUUGAUAGACAUGUUUCUGUUCAAACGAUAAACGACAGCAAGACAAUAACAAGGCGGGGGAAACGUAUAGGCAAAACGCUAAUUCCCAAUUUAACAUGCGAAUUAGAAUUUCCGUCUUUUUAUAUUAAACAUCUGUUGUUGAAUGUAAAUGUAUACGUUAUCGAGUGAGGUAUUUGUACUUUUAAUACUCAGGCUUAAUUAGAUUUCUUUGAUACAUCUUUGGAUUGAUUUUCUAUCGAGAAACUGAAAAUGCAUCAUGUUUCUUAAUUUUAUGAUGAAAACUUUAAAGAGUGAUUAUUCGGUAUUCACUAUAUUAUCUCUUAAUAACAUAAAAAAACCCCUAGCGAACACAUUUAUUUCAUAAUUUCGGACUCAGCGUUGCCUAUAUUAAAGCAAAGAUUUACUAAAUAUUCGUAGAGGUCGAGCUUAAGACGAAAUAUUUUGAACCACUUUAUAAUUAAGUAUUUUUACUAACAUAAGUAGGUAAGUAGGUACUCAGUAAGAACCUAGCAUUUAUUAUUGUAAGUUUUAAAUUUUUAUGUAAUUUAUUUUAAUUUAUUUUAUGUAAGUUAUCAAGAGACGAGCGAAGGAUAAUAAUAAUAAACAAACAAAGUUAAGACCACUCUGGUGGGUUAACCAGAUCAAUAAAUUUACUAAAAUUAAAAAGUUUACGUGUGCUCUUGUGAAUAAUAGGCGAAUGGAGAAAUAUAGAGUUAAUGUGACAUAUAUAUAUAUAUAUAUAAUAUUGACACACUUUUUACACAAAUUAUCUUGCCCCAAAUUAGUCAUAUAUAGCCUGUUUUAUGGGUUGCAAGACAACGAUAUUUAAUACAAUAUACUUACUUAAACAUACAUAAAUACAUAUAAACAUCCAUGAUUCGGCAACAAACAUCCAUCCAUUCAUCAUAUAAAUGCUUGCACCUACCGGGAUUCGAACCCGGGACCUCUAGCUUAGUAGGUAGGAUCGCUAACCACUCGGCUAUACAGGUCGUCAUAUUUAUCCCAAUGAAAUGUAUGAUAUGUUAUUUAAAAUAAUUAAAACAGAGUUUGCUUCUAUAUUUACUUCAAAGACAGUCAAAUCAGGUGGUCUCCUGUCAUUUAAUGACUGGGCAACAGCUGGCAUUCAUAGGAGCAGACAAAGGCUAUAUGAACUAUAUAGUGAGAGAUCAUUAUAUAAUCAUGAUACAUCUUUUCUCGAGUAUGUUGAAAAUACUCUAAAUUAUUUAAAAGUGUUUGUUCUAUUUCAAAAUCUAUGCAUAUCAGACAGAUAAUUAAAAAUGCACCGAAUGAAAUACAGAUGACUUUGAAUGUGAUUAACUGGGAAUCUGGAAGAGUGAUAGACCGCAACAUUGAAUACAAUUUAUCAAUUAACAAUACUAUAAUUCAAUCUCAGCAGGAAGUUCUCCAUUCUUCUCAGGUUGGAGGCAUUCAUUUUGGAAUGGGUGGUAGUUUUUGACUUUCAAUAAGUGAUGUCACAUCCUAUUUUGAAUUUGGAUCACUUGAUUGUCAGUUAUCAAAUAACAAUGAUAUUCAGACAUUCAGUCACAACCUGAGUGUUGAACAACAAGAUUUAUGAACCGGCUCGGAAGGAACCCGAGAGGUUGCGAGUUUGAGACCCACAUCGUUCAUAAAUUUUCGUUACAAAUUUAAUUUAAUUAAUCCCAGAAGUGAUGGUUCAUUUAAUGUCGCAAAAGUUUCUCCACGCUGUAGUCAAAAUAAAUAAAAAAUAUCUAUAGUUUAGAAAAUUACUUAGUGUCUUUAAUUGAUUAGGUUACAGAAUCCUUAUAAUUACAAGAUAGUAUGCGCCGCAAAGACCAAGCAUCAGGCGACCCGUAGGCAGAGGUGUGUCAUUGAAGGUUUUUAAAUUAAUUUAACUGUUUUUUGUCAAUGGUCAACAGGUUGAAAAAACUGUUAAAUCGUCAACGGGUUUUAAAAAUCGGUUAAUGCAUUUAUUAAUAAUUUAGGUUUUUAUUAGGUUCAUACUUCACAUUAUAUUAAUAACAUUGCUAAAUCUAUUUUUAACGUAGUACCUAUUUCGUCAAUAUAAUAUCAAGUCAACGUUUUCGUUCGCAAAUUCGUCAACUGUUUUGAAUUAAGCUGUUUUAGUGAGGCAUUCAAUGUCUUCAUUUAUUGCGAGUUACGGGCGAAGACGUUGUUUGAAUUUAUUAGCUUAUUAUGAUCUACAGGUUUUUUCGUUGAAGUAAAACAGUUAAUUCGUUAACGAAUAUAAAACUGUUUAUAAAGACAGUUUAUUGAUUUAACGACCACCUCUACCCGUAGGUAAACUGUCAGUACUCAUUAGUGGUCAUUUUCCAUAGAAACAUAUUGUGAAGAAACCAUUACUCAAUCUCUCAUAAAGUCCUCAGUGGAAACUUCUCAUCGAGCGUGCUUCAACUAACGCCAUCUAGUAUAAUUAAUAACUAUAUCAUUAGAUGUUUAUGCAUAACUUACGUGUCAAAUAUGCAGGCCAAAAUAAUAAAACUCGAUAAAAAUUAAAAAAAUUUAAUUGUGCGAAGUUCUACAGCGCUAAUAGAUAAAAAUAAUAUUAAUAUUCGAAUAGUACAAGCAAACUUAACUUAUAAUAUAAUGUUAAAGUGCUUAAAUUAAAAAACAUUUUCACCGAGAAUUGAUAAGUAUUAUGAACGCCUGUCGCUUCAUUAUCGCAAUCUGUACGAAGCGGCGUCGCUCAUCGAGUUAAUGGUACGCGCCACGCAGGUGUUGUCAAACGCAACUUGUGUUUUUAUCGAUUCUUUGCGAAAGUUUGACAAUAUGAUAUUUAUUUUCUAGUAUUAUGAAAGGUUAAUUAUUUGUUGCAUGUUAAUACUAAAAUAUAAUAUAAACAUUAGUAAGUAAACCUAAUUCCAGUCUUGGAAGUGUUGUUUGAACGCAGUAGGUUCGAUUCCCUCCACUACCUUCGAUAUGUGUACCUGAAAUUGGGAUAUAAAAAUGAAUGAAUUCUUUUUGAUUAAAAUUGACACAAUGAUAUUAACUUUAUUGUCGCGAGUAGCGAGCUAAAACGUUAAUUUUUUUUGUUAUAGCGAAACCUAAUGCAACAAAUCAAAUAUUAUUGUAUUAAUAUGUAGAGGAGGACAGGGUGUAGUUUUCUAUGAAAGGCGCUGUCUGGCCCUGGCUUAGUGAAUUUGCGAGAAACUGUCAUAACCAUAAUGUUAACAACAGGAACAGACAUAAGCUUAUAAUGCCUACUAUUCGGCUAAGUCGAGUUAGCAAGUCUUUUGCGGGGCGAUGUAUAUGCUUUUACAACAGGAUCCCAGAAAAUGUUCAAAACAAAAGUAUUACGUUGCUCAAAAGAAUUUUUAAAAAACGUUUGUGUGGUAAAGGUUACUAUAACAUAAAUGACUUUCUUAAUGAUACCACAGAUUGGGAAUGGAGUGAUCGCCCUCAGUCUAUUAAAUAAUAAGUUUAAUUGUACAAUGUUACUUUAAUUGUAAAACAUAUUAAAAAAAAGCCCGCUGAGUUUGUUGCGCCCAUUCUUCUCAGUCCUGAGGCAUUCAUUUUGGAAUGGGUGGUAGUUUUUUUGACUUUCAAUAAGUGAUGUCACAUCCUAUUUUGAAUAAAAAUAUUUGAAUUUGAAUUAGACACACUUCCACUACAACUAUUGACGAGGUACGUUCACUAACUACACUACCUCAGGUCGUUGCUCUGCCGGCAGUGUUAUUAUUCUUAGAAGGUGAAUUUAACUGGUAACUUUUCUUCUUCUUAAUUUUUUCAGUUAAUUCUUUAGAUGCUAGUUUGUUUGUUAAAUUUUAGUAGUUGAUAUUUAAAUUUUUUAUAAAAGAACCCCGUUUAGGGUAGAUAUUGAUAGCCUGAAUUCGAAUCCCGGUAGCUGCAAACAUUUAAACGAUAAAUAUGGAUGUUUGCUUCCGAGUCAUGGAUGUUUAUAUUGUGUUAUAUAAAGUGAAAAGUGAAGUUAGGAGCGGGUGUCGGAGAGGUGGCGCUACUGUAGCGGUGUGAAGUGUGAGGCGAGGCGAGGAGAGGUGUGGCGAAGGGUAUAUAAUGUCUUGCUCGGAAUUAAAUUAAUUAUUCUGCAGUGUUAAAGUGUUUUUAAAUAAUAACGAGAGUACCUAUAUAUUUAGAGGUAAAAAAUGAUUAGUAGUGUAAUUGUAAAAUAUGUAAAAUAGUGGGUUGUGAUAGAAUACUAUUUUAAUCUCCCUGACUACUUUACAACUAAGUAUAUCGUUGUCUUGCACCCAUAGUACAAGCUAUUUCUGUUUUGUACAUAUCAAUCAUCCCAUAACUGUAUGUUACAUGUACAACUUCACACAUCAACAUAGAUGAAAAAAAUUAUGGAGGCUUAGCUAAAUAUGCCCACAUAAAUAUACAUACUUUUAUAGUUGGUUUGCAUAGAUUAAGUUCCGCUAUAUGGAAAUAAAUAACUUAGCUCCACUAAUCUAAUCUGUUCUUAAAUGCCUACAGUACCUCAAAAGAAUUUGGCAAGAUAGUAAUUUAUGUCAAUCACUGGGGAUUUUUUUUAAAUUGCAUGUUUCAUGUUAUAUUCUUAUAAAAAAGCCAAAUCCUCAUGAAACAAUUAAAUAUACUUAGGAAAUUGUAGCUGACAAAAUAAAUGCUUUGUCACAUCUUUAUCUUCAAUAUGAGACCAAACUAUCAUUACUGACUAUAAUAAAAUAGGUAUGACUAGUUUGUGGCAGGAUAAUUUGUGAAAUCGUGUAAAUAUUAUCUAAAUAUAGCCGUAUCAUCUUAUACCACUACACCUUACAGACAGUUUCUUUAGGUCAGUUGUUAUGCAGUUAUUGUCUUUUUUAAUGUCUCUUACCCAGUUGGGAUAGUUGUUAGCCUCCAAGUAGUGUUGGGCCUUCUUCAUAGCUUCAGACUUUUCCUGAAAAGGAAAAUAUGUAAUUAAAAAUCUCCUUCUCAUGUCCAACCUACUUCAGUUGGUGCUGGGGCUGCUGUUACAACUGCCGAAGACUUUGGUUCUUGUUGUCUGAAUUAAAUCUUCUAAAAAUAUAACUCACCUUUCCAUUUGACUGUUUUCCAAUCCAAACGUAAAUACUGCUUCCUGUGUCCAGAAUGUAGCAUUCCUGAAAAUAAGUUGCGUGUAAUAAUAUUAAUUUUGAUUUAACAAAUCGGUCAAUAGUUCUUUUGUAUUUUUCCAUAACAUCUAGCAAGAUAAAUAGAACACAAAUUAAAUUAACAAACAAAAUUAAUGAAUUUUUUUAUUAUUUAUUUAUUCGGAAAAAAAACUGCAUACAAUAAAUUUCAAUUUUAUUAUUGGAUUUUUUACAAUUUAUUAUUGGAUUUUAUUACUUUUUUUUUAAAUAAAUACUCAUGUGUUUAAUUUCGUCUACUUUUUACAUGAGCCAAUUUAGUUUUCACAGAUUACAUGAUUUAUUAAAUUUUGCGGGUAUAUUAAUUACUAAUAUUUAUUGAGUUAUUAUUAAGUACACACCAAAACAAAAACUAAAAAUAAAUAAUAUUUCACAAAUGCACAGAUACCCUAAUGUAUAAAAAUUUCACCUAUAUUUAAUAAAUUUGAUUUAAAUUUACUGAUAUUAUGCCAAAAGUGGUCUAAAUCUCCAUACUUUCUAUUGUAUAAUUCACAAGCUCUUAUUGAAAAUCUGUUACUACCAUAUCUAGUAUUAACUUUUGGCAGAGCAAAAGCUUUUAUUUUACGCGUAAACAAUCUGGUUACAUAGUAUGUAAUUUGCUUGAUAUGUACGGUGAAUUAAUUAAACCGUUUACAAUUUUAUACAGAAAUAUUAGAACUUUUUGUUCCCUUCGGAGUUCCAGGGAAACUAAUUUACUGGCAUUAAAUGAACUAAAUCUCUUAUUUAAACAUUUUAAAAACUUUUGCUGAAUGUUUUCUAACAUGUCUACGUCUACGUGUUUGUAUUUUUGCAGCAUAUGCAUGUGAUCUAUCGUCGAAAAAUUGUUUCGGAAAUCAGCUCGUUCUUUUGGCUAAUUUUCGUCAAGUGUAGUUGAGAUGCGAAUUAAUAUAAUUUUUUAAUUUUCUUUAUAUAUAUUCGACAAAUAAUCGCUUUUGUCUCCUUUUUUAUUGAGUAAUUCAUUUGUGAAUUGAUCAGAGCGUUGCGUCCUUCAUGCGUUCUGUGAAUUAAUUACUUUGAUUGUUUCUUUCUUUAGUAUUUAGUUACAGACUUUCGGGGUUUUUGAUUUGCUUUCACUUGAAAUGUCUGAAGGGUAUAUCCUUUGAUACAUAUUUAUAUAGUUUCCAUUAUACAAUAAUUAUAUAUUACUGUUAAUGUAUAAUUUAUCACCAAUAGUGGAUUCGUCAUUUGAUGGCGUACCGGCAAAAUCAUGAACAUUCUAGAACGCGUUACAACUUUUGGUUUAGUAUUAUGGGAACUCAUAUAAAUAUUGUUGUGUUUUAUAAAAACCGCUAUAUGAUUAUUAUACUUAUGAAUAAGGUUUACGAUAAAUAUAUGGAGAUACGCCACUGCGAA
Leptidea sinapis is the source of this 7721-nucleotide messenger RNA. Its product is annotated as inactive peptidyl-prolyl cis-trans isomerase shutdown-like. The record is from RefSeq and is a predicted model, not a curated record. Gene Ontology annotation, molecular function: protein binding. The coding region runs from base 31 to 768 and encodes 245 amino acids. NCBI's taxonomy places the organism in Eukaryota, Metazoa, Arthropoda, Insecta, Lepidoptera, Pieridae. The transcript has a single exon.